AAUCGCAACGAGUCUAGAGAGAAAGAAAAAAAAAAGAAAGACAGAAUAAGAUGUUGAAGCCCCAAGUAGUAGCUAAUCAGCAGGGUCGCCAAACCAGUCUCCUUCUCAACAAGCCAUUCAUCCAUGGAAAUGGCUCACUCCAAUCUCCAAUUUCCUUCAACUCAUCACUGUUAGUUCACUCCAAAAACAACAGUAGUGGCACUAAGAAAAACCUUCGUGUUGCCUUCUCUCGUGGCCACAUAAUAAAAGCUAGCUUACUUGACCGUUUGAGAUCAUCGAGAGAGAAAACAGCCACAAAAAAGGGUACAGUUAGUGUGGUCGUCCAACGUGAAACGGCUCCAAAAGUACUCUCAGAGAAAGCCCAGGAUUUAAGGGAUCGAACCAAUGACUUUCUUGGUGUGGCUAAUUUCAGUGUUGAGCUUAUUAGUGCUGAAAAAGAUCCUGAAACGGGAAAGCAACGAAAAAAGAAGUGUUUCCCAGAAUCGAAAACAGCCGGGAAAAAAGAUAAGGUGAUGAACUACGAAGCAAAGGUUGAUGUUCCCCUGGAUUUUGGUGAGGUGGGAGCUGUUGUAAUAGAGAACGAUUUUGAAAGAGAGAUAUAUGUCAAAACUAUUUCACUCAAAUACGAUGACCACUCUUCUGAUGAUAAGUCUGUUAACUUCUCGUGCGAAUCAUGGGUUCAAUCUAAGCGCGAUGUCCCUCACGAUCAACAGUUGAGGCUCUUCUUCUCAGAUAAGUCAUAUUUACCAUCGAAAACACCAAGUGGGCUAAGGGAUUUGAGAAAGGAAGAACUGAAAAGAUUGAGAGGAACUGGGAGAGAAGAGAGGAAGGAGUAUGAGAGAGUAUAUGACUAUGAUGUAUACAAUGAUCUUGGAGAUCCUGAUAAAAGUACUGACCUCCAAAGACCAGUGCUUGGUGGUCCACAGCACCCUUAUCCACGACGUGGCAGAACUGGUCGUCCCCCUGCCAAGAAUGACUUAUCAUCUGAGUCAAGGGGUAGUGAGGACAAGGACUUCUAUGUUCCUCGAGAUGAGACAUUUGCUGAAGUGAAAAGUAAUGAUUUUGGGUCGAGGAGAAUGGAGUUAGCGUUAAAAAACAUAAUUCCGUUCUUGGAAAACAACAUGUUCGACGAAAAGUUCCCAAAUUUCACUGAUAUAGACAAGAUGUUCAAAGAAGGCUAUGAGAUUACUGAUAAAUCUGUAUCAGGGGACAAGUCACUCAAACAAAUGCUCUUAUUACAUGUUGGAACUAAGCUAUACUCGUCUGUUUUGGUUGCUGAAAGUCUUGUUGAUAAUGUUAUCAAGUUUAAGCAACCACCCACUGCCGACAUGGACAAGUUCUUCUGGUUUAGAGAUGAAGAAUUUGCACGGCAAACUCUUGCUGGUCUCAACCCUUGCUGCCUUCAACUGGUUACGAAAUGGCCACUAAAGAGCGAACUUGACGAGGCUACUUACGGUCCACAAGAAUCAAAAAUCACCACAGAAAUCGUUGAGCAACAACUUAAAGCUUACGACUAUACUCUGCUCGAUGCAAGAAGAGAAAAGAAGUUGUACUUGUUAGAUUACCAUGAUGUGCUACUACCAUACGUGAGCAAAGUAAGAAAACUCAAAGGUCGAACACUAUAUGGAUCACGAACCUUAUUUUUCCUAACUCCAUAUGGGACACUAAUGCCUGUGGCCAUCGAGUUAACACGACCACCGAUGGAUGGUCAGCCACAAUGGAAGGAAGUCUACACACCAACGGCUAACUGGCAUUCUACUGAUAUUUGGCUUUGGAAGCUUGCAAAAGCUCAUGUCCUUGCCCAUGAUGCUGGUGUUCACCAGCUCGUCAGUCACUGGCUGAGAACACAUUGUGCAGUAGAACCUUAUGUUAUUGCAACAAAUAGGCAACUUAGUGCGAUGCACCCGAUCAACAGAUUGUUGCAGCCACAUUUGAGGUACACAAUGGAGAUUAAUGCACGUGCUCGAAAAACUCUGAUUAAUGCAGAUGGUGUCAUUGAAAGCACUUUCUCACCUGGAAAGUAUUGUAUCGAGCUUAGCUCUGUUAUCUAUGACAAACAAUGGCAAUUUGAUCUACAAGCCUUGCCUGCGGACCUUGUCCACAGAGGUAUGGCGGUUGAGGACGAGACUUGUGAGCAUGGUCUUAGACUAACCAUUGAAGACUACCCUUACGCCAACGAUGGUCUCCUGAUAUGGGACGCCAUUAAACAAUGGGUUACCGACUAUGUUAACCAUUACUAUGCCAACUCAAGCGAGGUGGAGAGGGAUGAAGAGCUACAAGAAUGGUGGAAGGAGAUCAGAACAGUCGGUCAUGCUGACAAGAAGGAGGGUUGGCCGGAGCUAAAGACGCGCGAAGACCUUAUAGACAUUGUGACAAACAUUGCGUGGAUCGCCUCUGGUCACCAUGCUGCUGUCAACUUCGGACAAUAUGCCUUUUCAGCCUAUUUUCCCAACCGACCAUCACUCACGAGAACCACCAUGCCUUCAGAAGAUAAGGAGUCAAGACCUGAUGUUUGGAAAGCCUUCAAGGAAAAUCCUGAAGACACAAUUCUCAAGUGCUUCCCUUCACAGCUUCAAGCAGCGAAGAAUAUGGCGACCCUUGACUUACUGUCCACUCAUGCUAGUGAUGAGGAGUAUCUCGGGCAUCAUGUCGAGUCUACAUGGAUGGAAGAUCCUAAUAUCUAUAGUGCAUUCAAGAGAUUCCAAGAAAGGAUCAAGAAAAUUGAAGACAUUAUUGAUGAGAGGAAUGAUGAUGAGAAUCUCAAGAACAGACAUGGAGCUGGGACUUUGCCUUAUGAGUUUCUCAAGCCCUUUUCAGAGGAGGGUGUCACUAACAAGGGUGUCCCUUACAGCAUUUCCAUUUAAAUAGUUACAUUAUGCCAUAUGCAUGUAUGAACAAUAAUUUUUAAAUAAUGGCUACCGGAUCUCUUUCAAAUUUAUAUGGUACUGUGCGUGCGAAAUGAGAUUCCUACAAUUAUUAUUAAUUGUAUGGAAAAUUAUAUAUUAAUAAAAGAAAAAUAUUUCAAAU
Humulus lupulus (European hop) is the source of this 3027-nucleotide messenger RNA. RefSeq names its product lipoxygenase 2, chloroplastic-like. The transcript is spliced from 9 exons. The coding region runs from base 51 to 2864 and encodes 937 amino acids. The record is from RefSeq and is a predicted model, not a curated record. NCBI's taxonomy places the organism in Eukaryota, Viridiplantae, Streptophyta, Magnoliopsida, Rosales, Cannabaceae. Gene Ontology annotation, biological process: lipid oxidation. Gene Ontology annotation, molecular function: metal ion binding; protein binding; oxidoreductase activity, acting on single donors with incorporation of molecular oxygen, incorporation of two atoms of oxygen.